AUGGCCACCCUCAUGAUCUCUCAGCCGGCAGAUACACCAAUCACUGCAAAGGCUCCCGGACCCGAGGAGCACGAGCCUCAGAUGUUGUCUCGGUCCAUUGCCGACAUUGACAGAAAGGAUGGGCGCCGAGGCGAUCCAAAGCCUAAGCCAGACCCGACCAAACCCGAACCACCCAAACCUCCCAAGGAAGCUUUGGUCUCAGAUCUCGAUGAGAAGGAUGAGGGGACAGUCGACUCUAGGCCCAAGCCAGACCCUACGAAGCCUGAGACUCCCGAGACCGACAAGGGGUCCGAGCAAAAGGACGAUGAUCCUAACAAACCCAAGCCCAAGCCCAAGCCCAUUCCCAGGCCUCAGCCUAGACCAGAAAACCCUCCUCCGGAUGUACUGAGCGUCAGUGGUAGCGACCUGGAGUCUCCCACGGCUCUCGACGGAGGCUGGGAGCUGGCACCGAAGAAGCCAAAGCCGGAACCAAAGCCAAAGCUGGAACCAAAGCCAAAGCCAAGUAAUCCUCCCUCUGAUGCGCUGAGCACCACUGGGCAACCCAAGGGUGAUCCCAAGCCCGAGGGACCCUUCGGUCCUGGAAUUCCUCCCACUGCUCCGAUACUCGAGCAAUCUGUAUGCUGA
Molecule: messenger RNA, 624 nt
Organism: Cyphellophora europaea CBS 101466
Lineage: Eukaryota; Fungi; Ascomycota; Eurotiomycetes; Chaetothyriales; Cyphellophoraceae
Exons: 1
Coding region: 1-624 (207 amino acids)
Source: RefSeq, a predicted model, not a curated record